Paecilomyces variotii is the source of this 3003-nucleotide messenger RNA. RefSeq lists its product as hypothetical. The transcript has a single exon. NCBI's taxonomy places the organism in Eukaryota, Fungi, Ascomycota, Eurotiomycetes, Eurotiales, Thermoascaceae. Bases 322 to 2511 code for a protein of 729 amino acids. The record is from RefSeq and is a predicted model, not a curated record.
UUUCCAUCGAGGGUCCGGUCUCAGCUGGCCAUUGCGGCACCGGUCAAGAAGCAGUUGAGAGCUAAGAUCACACAGCAUCCUGGGCUCAGCGACGGCCGUUGCUGGGUCGGAAGAUGGACACGAGGGAAGGCGAUGCAGAGGUCCGUCUUGCUAUCUAUCACCCACAGAUAUCCCUGACCCCAAACAAACCAUAAAAAGCCUGGAGAUUUGAAACAUCCGUCCAAUGAUGCAACCAGAGCGUUCUAGCUGAUAACUUUGUUUGGAGAUGUUUAGACACCGUAUCUGGAAGUGGAACUGCAUCUGGAUCCCCUCCGUGCAGACAUGCAGCUUCAGCAAGCACUCAUGAUGGACAGCGCGAGCGACUGUGCCAGCGAGCCCAGCUCGUCGCACAAGCGGAAGCAUUCGCACGUUAGCUCGAGCAUGUCCUACGCGACCCCAAGUUCGGAUGUGUCUGGCCGCUUUGACGAUGCAGAGGAGGAGCUAGAGACGGAGCAGCUUGCCUACGAUGAAGACGAUUGCGAUGAUGACGAUGCUGCUGCCUACUACGGUACCCAGUCUGCUCACUCGUCCAAGCGCAGACGCUCCAACGACUGGCCCCUCCGGAACGAGGUCGUGUACAACGAACAUGGUCUCCGCGUACCCAGCGGUGAUCAUGCAGCAGUGACCAACAGAAGCUCCCCUCGUUCCCGCACUCUGGGGUCGAAGGACAAAGCCAAUGGCUCUCCUUGCCUCCGGUACCGUCGUUCCAGGUUCAUUGAGGGUAGCAUGAAUGAUCGCGUCAGCGAGAAACCUCCGAGUAUCUUCGUGCGCGAUGAUGAGAUCAUGCAGGGAAAACAACUGGUGCACGACAGCCCUGCGCAGAGACACUCGGGCAUCUUCAAGUUUGGCAAGGCCAUUGCCGCUGCGUUCAAUCCGUUCGGGAUGUGGGAGAACGUUUCCGAUAUCUGGAAGCCCCCCCAGGACAGACCCAAAACGCAGAAGGAGAUCAUGAAGGAAAGGCAGACCCAGGCACAGAAGGCUUAUGCUGAACUCAAGAAGUCUGGGUACCGAGGCACGAAGGGCAACUUCGGACAGACCAGCAAUGGGGUGAAUCCGGAGAUCGCGGACCAGACGUGGAAAGCUAUACAGGAAAAGAUGGAGUACCGCAGUUCAGGUAACCAUAGCAGAAAUACCUCGGCAAGCUUAUCCACCAGAGAUGGGUACCAACCCUCAUUCAACGACAACAAAGAAAUGCUGCCCACUCCCGGCCGUCCCGAUCAAGUGUCUUCGUUCAAAUCAUCUCUCCAAGAUCUCCGCAAAGCGAGGUCUGCGUUGAGCAUUCCUUCCAUCAAACGCCGCGAUGGAUCUCCUCAGAGGCGGUCGCUUGACACGCCCUCGGAGGACUCCCAGCGUCCUUCGGUCCAUAAGCAACGGUCAAGAAAGGAGCUUGCCAGACAAGCCAAACUGAUGAAGAAAGUCAGCAACCUGGAAGACAAACUUGAAAGGGUCAGGAGAGAGUUGCGUGAGAUGACAGCCGAAUUGGAAGCACCCCCGGUGCCUCCGCUUCCUGUUGUAGCCUAUGACGCACUUCCUCCUAGGCGAUUUGUGCCAGGAGCUCUCCCAUCUCUGCCGUCUGAGCGGCUUCUCAAUAACCAGGCUGAAUCAGGCCCGGAACCGGUGUCUGCUCCUGCGCCAGCCCACAGCAUCCGUUGCGUCGAGUCGGGUAACGAGAGUGAGCAUGAGCAAGCACGCACGAGGAAGCUCUUUUCCACCCCGAAGGCGCGGAGGCUUCCCAAAGAGCAGAGGCAUCCUGUAUCUCAAGAUGCCUCUCCACUGAAGAGGAAGUCACCUGAUGUUAACCGGAAGCAAAGCAACGACAUCCCGCCCGAGGAACAGUACCAGGACGAGGGUGCGGAAACUGACAGAUCUUCCCGAAAGAAGCAAUCUGCAAGGAAGUCGAAGGCGCAGAAGUACUCACAAGGCGAUAGUCCGGGGGCUGUCGAGCGGAAACAGCUAGAAGAAUCAGACUCGACGGCUCUUAACAAGCCCAAGUCUCCCAAACAUUUGGCAAUGCCACGGACCCCGACCCCUCUGAGGCGUGUCCCGAACCUGAAGAAGAGAUCCUCGCCCUGUUCGAAGAUGAAGAAAUCGAGAGCGGAAUCGCCCUGCGAGAAAAUGACAGACGAAAUUGCGGAACCGCCUAGACUUGCGGAGUCUAAUAGAUCAUCACCUCAGCCUUUCUACCUCCAGUCUCAGCCUCAGCUGAACCCUACAGCUGAUCCGGACGCGGUCAUCAUCAGUCCCGGAAAGGGAUGGGGAUUCAACGGAGAAGAGAACAUCCCUCCUGUCCCGCCGGUGCCCCAGGAGCUCAUUGCAAACACCAAGAGAGAUAGCAGCUGCUCUGGAGCUUUGACGAGCAUCAAGGGAUCGGAACUGGGCCCGGGAAAUAUUACUUUGCGCUCACUCUGUCAGGAGCAUCGUGUGCAACACAAACCAUCUGACAACUUUCAAUGGCCUGAUGACAUCUUCUAAGUUUUGCACCAACUUGGAGUUCUGGGUCUUUUUUUUUUCUCUCCUUUUUUUGAGUGCAGAAUAAUACCCUCUUUUGCCUUCUUUUACGACCAACCUUACGAAUGUGACGAUUUGUUUUCGAUAUUUGCAUUUCAAUGAUGAUACGCAGUCGGGAACGGAGCAAUGUGUUAUGCUAUGCUUUCUUUCUUGUGAGCGGACACGUCUUGCAAUGCUGUAUGAGUUGUCUUUCUUUUCUUCUCCAUUCGAGGAAUCGGAGUCUGUUAUUUCCUCCUUUUUGCUUCAUGUUUGGACGAUUCAAUGUGCCCUCUUGGCGUUGGGAUAGUUGACGCUGACGUUCAUGUUUGAAUGAAAGAGUAUUGAGUCAUGAAAUUGAUUUAUUUCCCGAAAGACUGGAUCGUAUCAUUCGGGAUAUCGUAGAUAUGUAAACUUACAGGGGUAGGGAUGAUAGAAUCUGCUAGAUAUCUAGAUCCUUCGGAUGUAGGUCAAUAGGAG